Molecule: messenger RNA, 510 nt
Organism: Zootoca vivipara (common lizard)
Lineage: Eukaryota; Metazoa; Chordata; Lepidosauria; Squamata; Lacertidae
Product: protein C19orf12 homolog
Source: RefSeq, a predicted model, not a curated record
AUGGAAGAAACCUCUGGGCUGAGGAGCCUGGUGAAGUCUAAGGAGCAAAUGUAUAAGCCAGACAUGUCUUCGCUUACCGAGCAGGAGAUGAUGCAGCUUCUGAGCCGACUAUCUGAAGUGUGGGGAAUGAAGGUUGCCACCAAGCAACCCAAACGAGUUUCCCUUAUGGCAGGUUUGGGGGCCUUUUUCGGGGGCCUUUUAGGGGGCGGACCAGUUGGCAUUGCAGUAGGGGCUACAGUUGGUGGCUUGCUCAGCAAACAGAUGACAGCUGGACAAUUUAAGCCCGUCCGCCAGAUUAUUCAGGAAAUGCCUCCUGAGAAGCAGCAGCAACUGUACAAGAUAGCCUUACGCGUCAUCCGGGACCGGGACAUGGAGUGGCCGAACGUGGCGCAGCUCAUGAACCUGGUCAUGGAGGAUGUAGCCAUACAAGAGCAACUGGUUGGGGUGGUGAUGGACUAUCUCGCCAAUGAACUCAAAGCCGAAAUCAAGUUUGACAAAACGAAACCUUGA